Limulus polyphemus (Atlantic horseshoe crab) is the source of this 1182-nucleotide messenger RNA. RefSeq names its product carbohydrate sulfotransferase 8-like. Lineage: Eukaryota; Metazoa; Arthropoda; Merostomata; Xiphosura; Limulidae. The record is from RefSeq and is a predicted model, not a curated record. The coding region runs from base 49 to 1071 and encodes 340 amino acids. Gene Ontology annotation, biological process: carbohydrate biosynthetic process. Gene Ontology annotation, cellular component: membrane. The transcript has 2 exons. Gene Ontology annotation, molecular function: sulfotransferase activity.
ACUUUCUUUGUAGUUGACACCGCCGGCCAGCCUGAGAAAUACGAAAUCAUGGUGCGCCAAAAGAAACAGAAAUGUUCAAAACUCUUACUUUUAAGCUGUCUAGCUGUGAUUGGAGUUAUUUGGUACCGCUCCAAAAAGUCAGAUUACAGCUUAUCAAUGGCUCCACGUGCGGCUUUAGCUCCCUCCAACGAAGAGCUGGAACAACUGAACGAAUACAGAGCACGAAAAGAAAGGAUAAAAGAAGUUUGUCAAAGACACAAUAUGUAUCGUCGUUUCUCCAGUUAUGCUGAUGUUUUCCGCAACCAUAACCCUCUGGCACAAGGACGAACAGGACGUAUUCGUCUCAGAACGAACCAUCCUUACGGUAUCUCGGCUUGUCUGAUUCACAAAGCUGCCAGUAAUACAGUUAUUUCCUUCUUAUUCAUCAUCCCCCCAAAUCGCAAGGAUUAUUAUCUUGGGAACAACUGGCAUCCCCUCUCUUCCAAUACCAGCCUUCUUCAGCCUUUCCAAAACUACAUAAGGGGUUUUCCUGGAUACUUUGUGUUUAUGGUUGUUCGUCAUCCUUUCGCUAGAUUAGUCUCCUCUUACAGGGACAGAGUGACUCAUGCAGGAGGUAAGAACGAUGAUGUUAAGACGGAGGUUUUUUACCAGAAUCCUAAUAUAACACUCGAAGCAUUAGCUAACUAUAAAUGGGUUCCAUUUGAUGCUUUUAUUAAAGCAUUGCUCGUCGCUGACGUAAAGGAUUCGCCUUACGUGGAAUGGGACUGGAAACCGGCCAACUACGUCUGCGCACCAUGCAACAUUGACUACGACUUCAUAGGAAAAGUAGAGAAUAUCAGCCAAGACAUUAUCUACUUGGCUCAACGAUUAGGACUUGAGAAGGAAAUGAUGAACGUUACUGGAAAUAAUCCUUGGAUGCAUCGCACCACGGAAGGAGACUCGUCGACAAAUUAUGUCAAACAAUACUUCGCUCAGAUUUCUAAGUCUGACAUUUUUGCUCUGUAUGAAAAAUAUAAGUUAGACUUCGAACUUUUUGGAUAUGAUAUCAAUGACCUGGUUAAUCAAAGCUAAAAGUUUGCUUGCUUGGUUUGUAAAGUAAUUGUAAAAUUCAUAAACACAUUGAAAUGUUUUAGAAUUUAUGGCAGUUUCCCAAACACAAUUAAACUUUAAUUGUGAUCACUU